This is a messenger RNA of Camellia sinensis, 1470 nucleotides long. RefSeq names its product protein FAR-RED IMPAIRED RESPONSE 1-like. The record is from RefSeq and is a predicted model, not a curated record. NCBI's taxonomy places the organism in Eukaryota, Viridiplantae, Streptophyta, Magnoliopsida, Ericales, Theaceae.
AUGUGUUUUACUUCAAAGCAAGAAGUGUAUGCAUUUUAUGCAAAAUAUGCGAAGCACUUUGGAUUUGCUAUAGCUUAUGGAACACAAAAUUAUGAUAAUGAUGGGGAACUAAAAUACUUUGGAAUUGAAUGUACUCGAGCAAGGAUGAGAAGAAAAAGAUCGGAAGUGAACCCGCUAGAACCAUCUUUGUCAUCUAAAAAUGAUUGCAAAGCAAAAGUAAGAGGGAGUCUACAAAAGGAUGGAACAUUUAAGUUGACAACCGUUGUGCUGGAGCAUACUUACGACUUGGUUCCUAGUGACUCACGGCAUUUUGCAAUGAAUAAGAGAAUUCUAACUCCUGUGAAAAGAAGAUUAGAAAUAAAUGAUGAGGCAGGGAUAGGAGUGGCUAGGAAUUUUCAUUCUAUGGUUGUUGAAGCGGGGGGAUUUGAGGCAUUAACAUUUGACGAACGAGAUGCCAGGAAUCACAUUGACAAGGCUAGAAGAUUGAGGCUUGGAGUAGGAGAUGCCGAAUCAGUUGCGUUUUAUUUUCAUAGGAUGCAACAACAAAAUUCGAACUUCUACUCUGAAAUGGACUUUGAUGGAGAAGGACGCUUGCGGAACUUAUUUUGGGCAGAUGCAAGGAGUAGGGCAGCUUAUAAAGCAUUUGGAGAUAUUGUCACAUUUGACACAACCUAUCUGACAAACAAAUAUGACAUGCCGUUUGCUCCAUUUGUAGGAGUUAAUCACCAUGGGCAGUUAAUUUUGUUUGGUUGUGGGUUGUUAUGUAAUGAGAACACUGAGACAUUUGUAUGGCUAUUCAGAGCUUGGUUAAGUUGCAUGUCAGACACUCCUCCGAAUGCUAUAAUAACUGACCAGUGCAAAGCUAUGCAAAAUGCCAUACAAAUUGUCUUCCCACAAGCUCGACAUCGUUGGUGUUUAUGGCAUAUACUGAAGAAAAUUCCGGAAAAAUUGAGAGCCUGUUCACAAUAUGAAUCCAUAAAGUUUGCUUUGCAAAAGGCAGUUUAUGAGUCUUUCACAAAAAAUGAAUUUGAUGAAGAAUGGCAAGCAAUGAUUGCAAAGUUUGGUCUACAUGAUAACGAUUGGUUGGGGGGAUUAUAUGAUGAGCGACAUAGGUGGAUUCCUGCCUAUGUGAAAGACAUGUUUUGGGCUGGUAUGUCAACCACACAACGAAAUGAGAGUAUGAAUGCAUUUUUUGAUGGAUAUGUCAACUCGAAAACUACUUUAAAGCAACUUGUUGAGCAGUAUGACAAUGCCUUACGAAGUAAGGUAGAGAAAGAGGCCAAAGCAGAUUUUAAAUCUCGAAACAAAUUGUAUGAUUGCCUAACGAUGUAUGCUUUUGAGAAGCAAUUUCGUGCAGCAUACACAAACACAAAAUUUAAAGAGGUUCAAGUAGAAAUGAAACGAUUAUUUUAUUGUCGUGCCACUCUUGUGGAAGAGAAAGGAUCAAUUUGUACUUAUCAUGUGAAAUAG